AUGGUCGAGAAUCAAGGCGCCGCCGUUGUCGGCCGAUACCAGCGCUAUAAAGCCGGGACGCAAAAAGUGGUCAACUGGUUGGCGAAAACUGCCGCUAAGUAUUGCAAGCUCGACAACGUGCUCGCCGGUCACCAAAAGAGCAAACCGGCACCCAACAUCGCUGUCACAAUCGGCGUCAAGUCGCACGAGUUGGUUGCGCUUGUCAAGAUCAUCGCUGCGAAUCAGCAAGCAACURUGCCUGCUGGUAUCCUCAAGAUUCUGCAGGAUGUCAUUGAUGGACGCCAGAGCGCCGCAGACUGGUACGCUCAUAAGGCCACAGAAGGAGACGUCAAGAUUGCCGACCGGAAUGGGAGGCAUGUCCAUUUCAUCGGCAUUCUGCAGACGAUUCAACAGUAUCUCGACGGACUCGAAGUGACGCCAGGUAGCGAGCUCGAGCCCAUGUCAUCCGCUAAAAAGAGCAAAAAGAAGAAGAAGAAGAACGACACCGGGAAGGCGGUGAAGUCCGUUGAUGAAAUUCGCAAUCUGUUCGAAUACCUCGAGGUUGAAGAGCCUUCAGCUGCCCCGCUGGGCUUAUUAGGACCUUCAAAUACAGGAGUCAAUGAGGAGACGCCAAACUACGAGCUCGACGGCGAGGAAGAGACGGACGUCUUUGCUCUUUGGUGUCAUCUCAAGGAUAUGAGCGAUGUGCGUGUCUUUGUCAGAGGCGUGUGGAUCGAAUACUGCCGAGGCGACGUUACGAUCGAGGUUGCUGGUACAGUCGCCGACGCCGCUCUUGCGCUGCUUGCCAAAGCGCAUGAAGCUUUUGCAAGCACUCAUGAUACUUUCAACGACUGGGCUGAUAUUAUGAACUUCCUUAACCUCCAGGUCGGAUUCAACAAUAACGCUGUCUGCGUCUUUCCAAGAGGCGAGAACGCUCUUGCAGCCCAUUUCGCACCCGACACCAAACCAACGGACCUGCUUUGUCCUUCGGCAUCGAUGAAACUUGGUGCACUUCAGGAAUGUCUUUUGCAGUACUACCAGGACGCAGUCCAGAGUGGCUUCGUCCAGGGCGGCCCUCUGUCCAAGGGUUUGAAUGCUCCCACCAAAGUCACGGCGUCGGACCCUCCGGACCCGUUGAGUUCAUUCAGUAUCCCACUUCUAUCCAUCAUACCACAGAUAACCAGGACAAGAAAGCUCAACGAGUCUGGACUUGGAAAGACAGCCUUUACAAAGGGACUCCUGCCCUUGAUUGGAGAGCCAGGCAUGGUUCAGCCAAUGUCAACGAUCUUCGCUGUUCAGAUCUGUAUGGACAUCAACGAGCUUGUGGGUCAUUUAUCCUGCGGUCUCGAUUCCAUCCAGAGGACAGCGUUACAUGUCACCCAAACCAUCGAUGACAUCUCCCAGCUUUACAAUAGCCGGCCGUUCUUAAAUGAUGCGAAGCAAGAAUUUGUAAAGAUUCGCGAUCUAGCCACCACCUUAAGGCAGGAAGCCGUCGAGCACGCCCAAAUUCUCGAGAAGCCACAGCCCAAGGCUAGCGAUACUAAUGCAGAGCUAACCAAGCGUCAACGCGCCGAAUCUUUGCCCUCGGCCCUGUAUGCUCUGCUACACCGCGAAGGUCAAGAGUCAUAUACCAUGAAGCUACGGCUGUUCGAGGAAUGCACCGUAUUGGCCAAUCAAAAUCUUGUCAUGAUUCUACUGGCGCAUUUCUACAGCGCGGCGCGGAGGUACGRUCUUGUAACGGCUGUCUGGCACGAUCUCGACUUUCUGGUCACCCAGCACAGUACUCGCCGUCCAUUCAUCACCAAAACCCAUUCAAACACCGUUGACAAAUACGGUGCUCUCAAGAAUCUUGUCGCUGACUUGGAAGGUCCGGCCUCUGGACUCACUCAUGUCACAAUCCCUCCGCUUCCCAGCUUCACGGUACCGACGAAUUUCAAGCGCAUCGAUGCGGAGGAUGCGACGAUAGUGAAAGCCCUCCGCCAGCGCGACUGGAAGCAUGCGGACAAGUGUUUGAGCAGGGGAGAAGUCCUUGAUGCACUCUUGUCCAGCAUAGCGACGAAGACUCACCACGGUACCCCGGCACAAAAGCGCCAGCGAUUCACCCCGACCCAGCUUCUAACCACGCUCAAGGUAUCGCUAAUCAACGACGAGAAGAUGCUUAACUUCUCGUAUUUCGAAUUCACCGAGCUGUGUCUAAAACUGCUUUCCAAGCUGGUUGCGGUCUUUGUAGCUAGCAAUAAAUCGUGUGAGUAUCAUUUUCAGGCUGUAUACUACAUGCUCAAGGGCGCAGCCGAUGCCGAUGUACAAGGUCGCCCUGUAUCAGGCACGACAUUCGGUCGAGCUGCGGCAGUCCUGCAAUCUGAACUCCAGUCGAUGGAAACCAACAAGUACUGCCGAGCCGCAUUGAAUGCCUCCAGCGGUCACAUUCCAAAGUCGCAGCGCCCGAACUACAGCAGCAAGGCUGAUGAAGCGGAGCCAGAGCUUGAAGAACUCUUGCAGAAAUACCCCGACAUCUCCGUGGGCUUAACUCGCGACACCUUCGAAUUCUAUGAUCCUGCAGGAUCGUUUGAGAAGUUCUCUGGGAUGCUGCAGGAUGGCUUCAUGAAGAAGUUCAUGCCAAAAGGUUCUGCGGGUCCGAUAAUUGGAAUAGUGGACAGCGAGGGAUGGAAGGAUGCUCAUGGUGACGAGGAAGGCUUCGCUGUCUUUCAACAUGGGGAGGGCGCGAAUGGUGGAGUGGCAUGA
Messenger RNA from Ramularia collo-cygni, 2721 nucleotides. RefSeq lists its product as uncharacterized. The coding region runs from base 1 to 2721 and encodes 906 amino acids. The transcript is spliced from 2 exons. The record is from RefSeq and is a predicted model, not a curated record. Lineage: Eukaryota; Fungi; Ascomycota; Dothideomycetes; Mycosphaerellales; Mycosphaerellaceae.